AUGUCAGUCGAAGAACCCGUCUUUAAAAAGCCGCGUUUGCCUGGAGAACGAGAUGAAAAUGAGCAAAACAUUGGCCAGAAAGUGGAAGAAAAAGGUAAAUUUUUCAAUUUCAGUCUUAUAAAAGGCAUGUAAAAGUGGUAACUUGUGUUAGCUUGAUCAAAAAGAACCUAGAAACUAAUUUAUUGAUUAAUUUUGUUUAGUUCGUCUAGUAUAAUAUCCAUUUUUAGUGUUAAAAUACGAAGAAACCUACCUUCGCUCGAUUCCGGCCGCAUCCCAAUAUGAAAAGUCGUUCAUGCACAGAGAUGUCAUUACUCACGUUGUGUCUACAAAGUAAGUUGGAAGUGAUAAGAAGGAAAGAUUAGAAAUUUUGAUUUUUAGUACUUUGAAGCAAAACGAAUGGCGUAUUUUAUGUUAUUUUACCUUCACUUGAGUCAUUUGUAACAUUAAAAAGUUUUGUCGUUUUCCAAAGGGAGAAACAAUGAAAAUUGGCGACAAGACUUUUGGCAGUUUAGCUUUUGUUUAAAGAAGUUAAUUUUUACGGUCUCAUAGAUCCUAUGACAAUGUAUUGAUAGUAUUUUCUUGUUUUUGAUGUUAUGAUAGCCUAUUGAACGUAUUUCAGGACUGAUUUUGUGAUAACAGCCAGUAGAGAUGGGCACCUCAAGUUUUGGAAGAAGAAACACGCUGAAGGAAUCGAAUUUGUGAAACAUUUUAAAUGCCAUUUGAGUGGGUUUUGUUACCUAAAAUUUGAUUUUUUUAAAUUUUUUAGGUAGUUAAAAGGGUUUGAAUUUAAAAAAAUUUAAUAAUUUUGAAAUUAAAAUAUAUUAUGUUUUCAUGAUCGUAUUUUACAACUUCAAAAUUUCAAAAACCAACUUUCAGACCCAAUCCAAGAGCUAGCCGUCAAUCACAAUGGCACCCUGCUAGCUACCGUGUCUUCAGAAGACAAAGCUCUAAAAAUCUUUGACAUUCCCAAUUUCGAUAUGAUUAACAUCAUAACACUCGACUUCAGGCCAUCCACAGCCACAUGGGUUCAUCAAGGAUCGGAUAUUGUACAAGCAUUGGCAGUAGCCGACUUGGAUUCGCCUAAAAUUGUGAUUCUAGAUGGCAAAGGAUCAAACGAGCCGCUUCACUCGAUGGAAGAUCUUCACUUCGAUCCGGUCAGGAUUAUCCAGUACAUUCCGAGCUUGAAUAUCGCUGUUUCUGUGGAUACUGGUGAGGAUUUUGAAGCUUUUCUUGAUUUGUAAGCUUAUAUUGACUUGGGCUUCUUACAUAAUAUGAAUCUUAUUUUAUAUUUGGUUUGUUUAUUUUAGGUUCAUAUUGAGCUUCUUUUCUAUUAUAAUAUUAGGCUUAUAUUGAGCUUCUUUCACAAUUUUAGGUUUCUUUUUUAUCAGUUUUGGCAAUAUUAGGCUUGUAUUGAUUUUUAAAAUAUUUUUAGGUUCAUAUUGAGCUUUUUGUAUAACUUUAGGCUUAUAUUUAGCUUUUUUGUAAGUGUAGGCUUAUAUUAAGUUCGUUUUCAAUUUUUGGCUUAUUUUUACUUGUUAUGAAAGUUUUAGGCUUGUUUUAGCUCUUUUUAUAAUUUGUUUGCUUAUUUUAAGUUUUUUUAGGUUUUAGGCUUAUUUUAGAUGUUUUAAGGGCUUUAAAUUUCAGUUUUGUUUUAACGGUUGUUUUGUGUAUUAGGCUUAUUUAAUGACAUUUUUAAACUUUGUAGCUUAUUACUACAACUGUAUUUGUUUUAGGUUUAUUAUUUUUAUUUUAGGCUUAUUUUUUUUUGAAUUUCAGGUGGAAUGUUUGAAUUCUGGGGCGGAGCCAAGCUCAACUUCGAAUUCCCUUCAUCCAAACUGGACUGGGAGUACAAAACCGACACUGAUCUCUAUACCUACGCUAAACUCAAGAUUUGCCCUCAAAAUCUGACUUUCUCACCCUCAGGCGACAAAUUCGCAGUUUGGGGCAAAGAUCGCAUAAUUAGAGUGUUUGACACUUUGACCGGUAAGGUCAUCAAAUCCAUGGAUGAAACGCUGAAUAAAUAUAUUGAGAAGGCCAAGGAUAACAAAUUUCAUGGCCUUCAGAAUAUGGAAUGGAAUCGAAGGGUAGCAUUGGAGAAGGAUUUGAAUAAGGAAGAGGGGGUGUUCAACAACCUCAAGAUGAGCUUCGACUUCUCCGGAAACUUUUUGAUCUACCCUACUCCAAUUGGAAUUAAUGUAAGGUUUUUGGGGGCAGGGCCGGCCAGGGACUUUUGGUCUGAAGGUGGGGGUCGAAAAAAUCUACAGUGGGGACCAAGUUCAACUUUUAUCGAAUUUUUUUUGGGGGGGAAAUAUAAAAAAACUCCGUUUAUCCCCCCCCAGCGCCCUGCCAUGGGGAGGGGUGAUUUCAAUGCGAAGGAGGGGUGCUUCUCUUGUUUGAUGGUUUUUUUAAGUUUGAAUAGUAUAAUCAAUUUUAUCAAUACUAUCUAAAACAAUCAAUUUCCAGGUCUACAACUUAGUAACGGACAAGGUGGUUCGAGAAAUUGGCAAAGGAGAGAACGCACGAUUCAUGAGUGUUGCCUUGUGUAGAGCCAUGUUAGACAGCCGAGAGCUUCUUCAAGGAGCAGCGACAUCGUUGGAAGUGGAGGCGGCUGAUAACCCGAAUUUGAAACGGGCCGAACCUGAUCCCAUGCUGGUAGGUUUUUUUAUUUUUUUUAAUUGGGGGUGAUGGGGGUAAUAAUUUUUUUUGGUGGUGCAGUUUUUUAUAAUUAAAAAUUUUUGAGAUAGACUUACGAUGGGCGUGUUAAAAAAUAUUUUUUGAUGGGGGUGGAUAAUUUUUUUUAAUUUUUAGUAUAAGGCUGAGGGGCGGUUAAAAAUUUUUUAUCUGGCUUUGGGUAUGGUAAAUUCUUUUAAGAAUUAUGAUGGGCGGGGUACAAAAAACUUUUUUUGAUGGGGGUGGACAAUUUUUUUUUAAUUUUUGUUAAAAGACUGAGGGGCGGUUAAAAUUUUUUUCUGGUUUGGAUAUGGUAAAUUUGAAGUUUUUGAAAGAAUCAUGAUGGGCGGGGUAAAAAAAAUUUUUUGAUAGGGGGUGGAUAAUUUUUUAAAUUUUUCUUUGAAAAUCAAAAAAACUAUUUUUCAGAUAGCCCUAGCCUACAAAAAGCACCGCUUCUACAUUUUCACGAAUGCCGAGCCCUUCAACACCGAAGAAGAAGAAGAAUCCGGCUCGAGCCGAGACGUCUUCAAUGAGAAGCCUCUAAAAGAAGAAACGAUCACAGCGGUCGAAGAGGACACGCCUCAAUCGAAACUUUGUGAUCAAGCCAUCAUUCACACCUCGUAUGGGGAUAUUCAUGUAGAAUUAUAUCCGGACAAAUGCCCGAAAACGGUCGAAAACUUUUGCACGUUGGCUAGAAGAGGAUAUUACAAUAGCCACACGUUUCAUCGGGUUAUUAAGGCGGGUUUUGUCUUGUUUUGAAAAUACAGUAUGACUGUGAACUGAUAAUACUUACUUCUAACCUUUUUGUAUUAAAGAAUACCUAUAAUAAUAUAAUUUUAGGCCUUUAUGAUUCAAACCGGCGACCCGACCGGCAAAGGAACCGGCGGCCAAUCGAUCUGGGGCCAAGACUUUGAAGACGAGUUCCAUCCCCUACUCAAACAUGACAAACCCUACCGUUUAUCCAUGGCCAAUGCCGGCCCAAACACGAAUGGAUCUCAAUUCUUUAUCACCGUUUGUCCGGCCGACUGGUUGGAUGGCAAGAACACCUUGUUUGGGCACGUUACUGAAGGAUAUAAUGUGGUACAGAAGAUCAACGAUGUUCCAACGCAUGACAAGUCUGGCAGACCGAAGAAGGAAGUUACUAUCAUUUCUAUAUCUUUGAAGGUGGAUUAG
Molecule: messenger RNA, 3843 nt
Organism: Bursaphelenchus okinawaensis
Lineage: Eukaryota; Metazoa; Nematoda; Chromadorea; Rhabditida; Aphelenchoididae
Source: the annotation of a GenBank genome assembly